This is a messenger RNA of Ilex paraguariensis (yerba mate), 378 nucleotides long. NCBI's taxonomy places the organism in Eukaryota, Viridiplantae, Streptophyta, Magnoliopsida, Aquifoliales, Aquifoliaceae. The record is from the annotation of a GenBank genome assembly.
AUGCUUAGUGGUAGUGUAGAGGGUGAAGAAUCUUUUUCUCCCAGGGAUAAGGAUCUCCAUUCUAAGGAGGUUCAGGAAGAGGAGCUCCAUUUAACCUUAGUUCAAAUUGGGGAAGACCUUCCCAAGCGGCUUGUAAAGAGUCGUAUGACUAACAGUUGGGCCCAGGUCCUCAUGGAGCAGUAUGGUUUCCCUAAUUCUACUGUGAUGGCUCCUGAUCAAGAGUUAGUGAGGAAAACCCUGUCAGAGAGGAAGAGGAAACGGAAGCGGCUACCGAAGAAAGCUGAUCUCCCUGACCCCAAGAGGUUAGAAGUGGUUGUUCAUCUGCACUCUGGGGAUACCUUAGCUCCUCAUCAUGAGAAGUUUCAACCUUCUAAGUAA